Cyphomyrmex costatus is the source of this 706-nucleotide messenger RNA. RefSeq names its product Uxt prefoldin-like subunit (gene Uxt). Gene Ontology annotation, cellular component: mediator complex. Lineage: Eukaryota; Metazoa; Arthropoda; Insecta; Hymenoptera; Formicidae. The record is from RefSeq and is a predicted model, not a curated record. Gene Ontology annotation, biological process: positive regulation of transcription by RNA polymerase II; negative regulation of transcription by RNA polymerase II. Gene Ontology annotation, molecular function: transcription corepressor activity. The transcript has 2 exons. The coding region runs from base 204 to 644 and encodes 146 amino acids.
AUCGCAUAGUACGACGCACAAUGCACUAUCCGGUUAUCACAAUAUAAUGUAAUAUAAAAAUGCUAUUGUGUUUACUAAAAGAAUUUAUAAUUCGAUUUUCUUUCAUUCUGGUACAGUUUAAUCCAACUCCGAUAAUGUGAGUGACAUUGUCAUCAUCAUACAAAACAAAUUGUAAACGAAACAUUGCAGGGGCUUAAUUAAUUAUGGAUCCACAAAUUAAAGAGAAGAUCUUACAAUUUGAGACCUUUAUAAACGACGUGUUGAAAGAGGAUCUUGCAAAACUAGCUGAAAAACUUAAUGCUAAAAAUGCUGACGUUGCUGAAUUUUUGCAACUGAAAUCAGUGAUAACAACGUUUCAAAAUACAAACGUUGAAAAAACCGGUUUCAAGACUAAAGUCGAUAUUGGAAAUAAUUUCUUUAUUCAAGCACACGUUCCAGAUGCUUCUAAAAUCUUAUUGGAUGUUGGUUUAGGACAUUAUAUUGAAUUCACUUUGGACGAAGCCUUAGUCAUUAUAAAUAUACGAAUCAAAUUACUUGAGCAACAAAUAGUGAAUUUACGGAAAGCGAUUGCAAGAACCAACGCUCACAUUAAGUUAAUUCUUAUUGCCAUUAGAGAUUUGCAAGGAAUGAGAGAAAAUGUUUGAAAAACUGCUGUGACAAAAAACGACUUAAUAUAAGAAUAUUUCUUCAAAAAAUUAACUUUAUA